Molecule: messenger RNA, 501 nt
Organism: Mycena indigotica
Lineage: Eukaryota; Fungi; Basidiomycota; Agaricomycetes; Agaricales; Mycenaceae
Product: L51-S25-CI-B8 domain-containing protein
Exons: 2
Coding region: 1-501 (166 amino acids)
Biological process (GO): mitochondrial translation
Cellular component (GO): mitochondrial large ribosomal subunit
Molecular function (GO): structural constituent of ribosome
Source: RefSeq, a predicted model, not a curated record
AUGGACGAAGCGAAGGAAAACUUGGGGCACGUUACCGUGACGGUCACACCACUGGUCACACAUUUCUUCUGCUGCAUGAACCCCAUCCCGCUCCUCCGCGCUCAGACCAACUCCCUGCCGGCAAACGGCCACGGCGCGUUCGUUCCGCAAAUUCGAAAACUCGUGUUUGAGUACUGCAAUGACUGGCCGUCGUCUGCGCCAACGCGCACUUUUCUGAGCCGGAACCUUGUUGCGUUUGCGAGGGAGCAUCCACAUGUGGAGAUUGUAGUGAAGCAGCGGAAUAGAAAGGAGCCAAUAGUGAGGGGCUUCUAUGCAAAUGGACGAGACAAAGUCAUCGCGCUGAACAAACUACAAGUAACUGGCAUCGAGCAAAAGUUGCAACUGCUACUUGACUCCUCGGGGAUGAAGAUAAAGCCGCUGAAGCGGAGGACAGUAGAGAGCACCACAGAGGCGGCCCGUGGUAUUUGGAGCGGAUUACACGCAGCACGACCAACAUUAUAA